Molecule: messenger RNA, 3571 nt
Organism: Ipomoea triloba (trilobed morning glory)
Lineage: Eukaryota; Viridiplantae; Streptophyta; Magnoliopsida; Solanales; Convolvulaceae
Product: phospholipase D zeta 1-like
Exons: 21
Coding region: 134-3289 (1051 amino acids)
Biological process (GO): phospholipid catabolic process; intracellular signal transduction; phosphatidic acid biosynthetic process
Cellular component (GO): plasma membrane
Molecular function (GO): D-type glycerophospholipase activity
Source: RefSeq, a predicted model, not a curated record
AACAAAAAAAAACUCUGUAUAAUAUUCUGAAUCUGUCUUCUUGUUGCUUUUGAGUGUGAAUAAAGGAAUUGAAGGGGCCGGGGUUUCUGAUAAAUCAUUUUGUUGAGUUCAAAUUUUCUGGGAGCUGAGGACAAUGUUGACGGAAAAGCUGAUCGGAGAAGAGUUCGGUCCGUUGUCGCCGCAGUCUUCGACGCAUUCGCUCCGGCACUGUGCGGAGGCGGCGAGGAUUUUCGACGAAUUGCCAAAAGCUACCAUUGUUUCAGUAUCCAGACCCGAGGCUAGCGAUUUCAGCCCUUUGCACUUGUCCUACACAAUUGAACUCCAAUACAAACAGUUUAAAUGGAACUUGUUGAAGAAGGCGUCACAAGUAAUCUAUUUGCACUUUGCAUUGAAGAAGCGCUCUAUAAUUGAGGAAUUCCAUGAAAAACAAGAGCAGGUUAAGGAAUGGCUUCACCACAUAGGAAUAGGAGAACAAACAACAGGCCUGCUGGAUGAUGAUGAACCAGAUGAUGGAGUCAUCCCUUUGUAUAAUGAAGAUAGUGUUAAGAAAAUGUAUGUACCAUCCAGAGCUGCUUUGCCAAUCAUUCGUCCAUCCUUGUGUAAGCAGCAGACCAUCUCAGAUAGAGCAAAACGUGCAAUGCAAGAAUACCUGAAUCAUUUUCUGGGAAACUUGGAUAUUGUAAACUCUAGAGAGGUGUGCAGGUUUUUGGAGGUUUCAAAGUUAUCAUUUUUACCUGAGUAUGGCCCAAAGCUUAAAGAGAAUUAUGUAAUGGUUAAGCAUUUAUCAGUGGUUUCAGAGGGUGAUGACAAUAGAUGUUGUUUGUGCUGUUGGCCUGGCUGUUGCAAUAAUAAUUGGCAAAAGAUUUGGGCUGUUUUGAAACCUGGUUUCUUGGCCUUGCUAAUAAACCCUUUUGACACCAAACUCUUGGACAUAUUUGUCUUCGAUGCACUUCCUUUUGUUAAUGGAAAGGGAGAAGAUCGAGUAAAUUUGGCAGAGGAGAUAAAAGAACGCAAUCCUUUGCGCUAUGCAUUUAAGGUUACUUGUGGGAAUCGAAGCAUAAAAUUUAAAACCAGAAGUUCAGCUGAAGUAAAGAAGUGGGUUUCCAUGAUUAAUGAAGCUGGUCUAAAGCCCAAAGAUGGUUGGUGUAGCCCUCAGCGAUUUGGUUCUUUUUCUCCACAGCGUGGGUUGACUGAGGAUGGUAGUUGCAUCCAAUGGUUUAUAGAUGGAAAGGAAUCAUUUGAAGCAAUUGCUUUAUCAAUUGAGAGUGCAAAGUCUGAGAUAUAUAUUACUGGAUGGUGGCUUUGCCCAGAACUGUACUUGAGACGUCCAUUUCACAACCACAGUUCCUCCAGACUAGAUGCCUUACUUGAAGCUAAAGCUAACCAAGGGGUUCAGAUUUACAUUCUUCUCUACAAGGAAGUUGCUCUUGCUUUGAAAAUUAACAGCUCAUACAGUAAAAGAAAGCUUCUUACCAUUCACAAGAAUGUGAAAGUUGUACGCUAUCCUGACCGUUUCCCUGCUGGGAUCUACUAUUGGUCUCACCAUGAAAAAAUUGUUAUUGUAGAUCACCAUAUAUGCCAUUUUGGAGGAUUAGAUUUAUGCUUUGGCCGUUAUGAUACACCUGAACACAAAGUUGGUGAUUUCCCUUCUUCAAUAUGGCCUGGAAAGGACUAUUACAAUCCAAGAGAAUCUGAACCAAAUUCUUGGGAAGAUGCAAUGAAAGAUGAGCUUGACCGAGAGAGAUACCCUCGAAUGCCUUGGCAUGAUGUCCACUUUGCUCUUUGGGGACCACCGUGCCGAGAUAUUGCUAGACAUUUUGUUCAGCGCUGGAAUCAUGCCAAGAGAAGUAAAGCUCCAAAUGAACACACAAUACCACUGCUAAUGCCACAGCAUCACAUGGUUAUCCCACAUUACAUGGGAAGAAGCCGGGAGGUGGAUGUUGAAAAUAAAAAUGCUGAAGUGAUUGAAAAUUACGACUCAUUUCCUUCAGAGUCACCACCUGAAGAUGUUCCAUUGCUUUUGCCCCCAGAAGCCAGUGACAUGGAAGCUUCUAAUAUAGACAACAAACUAAAUGGUCUUGCUCAAAUUCAUGGUUCUUUUGAUCAGCCAACUGUAGCUGACCGACCAGAACAAACAAUGACAAACCUGCAAGUUGAUUGGUGGGAAACACAAGAGAGGGCUUGCCAAUUUUCAGCUGAUGAAGUGGCAGAAGUUGGUCCUCAAACUAAUUGCUCCUGUCAGGUUGUUAGAAGUGUAAGCCAGUGGUCUGCUGGAACAAGUCACACCGAAGAUAGCAUUCAUAAUGCUUAUUGUUCUCUCAUUGAGAGAGCCGAACACUUUGUCUUCAUUGAGAAUCAAUUUUUUAUAUCAGGCCUUUCUGGGGAUGAAAUCAUACAAAACCGAGUGCUUGAUGCUUUAUACAAGCGCAUAUUGCGAGCACAUAAAGAGAAGACAUGUUUCAGGGUUAUAAUAGUCAUUCCACUGUUACCAGGAUACCAGGGCGCUCUGGACGAUGGUGGAGCAGCAACAGUGAGAGCCUUAAUGCAUUGGCAAUAUCGAACAAUAUGCCGGGGAGAAAACUCAAUAUUGCAUAAUCUGACUGCAUUGUUGGGCCCUAAAACAUCAGAUUUCAUAUCUUUCUAUGGUCUCAGAACUUAUGGCCGACUUUCUGAUGACGGUCCAUUAGUCACAAAUCAGGUUUAUGUUCAUAGUAAAGUCAUGAUAGUGGAUGACCGUGUAGCCUUGGUCGGUUCAUCUAAUAUUAACGACAGAAGCUUGCUUGGAUCUCGGGACUCUGAGAUUUGUGUAGUCAUUGAGGAUAAAUGUUUCAUCGACUCAUCAAUGAAUGGAAAGCCUUGGAAGGCUGGAAAGUUUUGUUAUAGCCUUCGGGUUUCAUUAUGGGCAGAGCACCUGGGUCUACGUUCGGGAGAGAUUUGUCAAAUCAAAGAUCCUAUAGCUGAAACAACAUACAAAGACUUGCUGAUGGCAACUGCUAAGAAUAAUGAAGCGAUCUACCAAGAAGUGUUCUCUUGUGUCCCAAAUGACACCAUACACUCAAGGUCAGCAUUCAAGCAAUGUAAAGAGAAACUGGGGCACUCCAUAGUGGAUCUAGGAGUUGCAGCAGAGAAAGUUGAAGUUUGUGAGAAGGGGGAAAGCACAGUAGUACACAAGUUGAAGUCAGUAAAAGGCCAUCUUGUUUCUUUUCCAUUAGAGUUCAUGCGUGAUGAUGAUUUGAGGCCAAUGUUAAGUAAUCGUGAAUUCUAUACUUCUCCUCAAGUUUUCCAUUGAUCACUCAAGGCAGGGCAGGGCAGGGAUAUUCUUUCAGUCUUCCAUUCAAGCAUCCAACAUUGGUACAUGCAUAUCAUCAUCAAUGUCAUGUACAAUUAUAGACCCCAUAGUGUUAGGGAACUUGUGAAGUAGCAGUUACAACAGGACUUCUGAAUCUUAUUUGAUGCCAAUAUAUGUUUUACAGUUAGUGUUGUAUUUUAUUUAUUUAUUUAUUUUUUGCACCACAGGGAUGUACAGAUUAUUUAUAUUCAAUAAUACCUCGUGAUUGAAUUAAGUUAUUGA